AUGAUCAACCAAGGCGCCUACAUGAGCCACACGUCCCCGACGUCCUCCGGCGGCCGAUCACGUUCUGGCCUGCCAUGGUUCCGGUCCUCGUCACUCGGCACCAACGCCAGCGCCGAUGAGAAGUUCGACUUGGACGGAUUGGGCUUCCCUGCGGCCGCUCCCAUCUCGGCGUCGUCGACGACCUUGUUCGAUUGGAAUGGUCUGACGAAACGAAGUCGUAUGACCAACUUUGCUGUGUUGCUUCUCGCCCUCGUCUCGGGCCUUUCGAUCCUUCUCAACGUUCGACUCUACCUCGACCAGCAGGUAGGUUCCCUUGUUCUUUGGCGUUUGUGCGGGAAUAUGCGCAGUGAUCACCGUGCUCAUAAUGUUGCUACGACCAACCAACAGAUCUUCCGACGACCCAGACCCGAUACCCUGGUCCCCCUAUCUCUCCGAGCAACCUUACCGACUUCACGAGCCCCGCUCAAGCACCUCGUCAUAAUCCCAGGCCACGCGAUCUGGCUCGGUUCCAACGCCUCACGCGCCUCCCUAGACCAAGACUGGAUUCUCGAACCCUUCCAAAAGAACGGCGAUGUCCGAGCCUACCUUAAACAUAUCGCCAAAGGCGCCGAGAUCGCCGGAAAGGAUCCCGAUGCAUUAUUGAUUUAUUCGGGUGGGGUGACGCGACACGGGGCGACGAUCAGUGAGGCGACGAGUUAUGCGAGGUUGGCCGAGGCCGGGAACGUGUACGAGAAGUAUUUGAAGCCGGCGGAGAAGAAUCUGCCUUUCGAACGAGUUACGACUGAGGUGAGGAGUUACGACGGGUCACGCGUGGGAAGGAAUUCGUGUUUGACCGCUCCGCAAAUUCUCUUGUAGGAUUAUGCGUUGGACUCGUUCCAGAAUUUAUUGUUCUCCAUCGCCAGGUUCAAAGAGUACGUUGGGUUCGUUUGUGGGCCAAAACGUUGGUCAAUCUGGGCUGACUUCUUGUACUUCGAGCAGAUUCACGGGCCAUUACCCGACUCAGAGUAAGUUUUCUCGCAAACGCUGGGUCGGAGAAGCAAAUUUUGAGAGCGGAUCACUUUUAUUUCUACAGUCACCACGAUAGGCUAUCGUAUGAAGCGCAAGCGAUACCAAGACGUGCAUCGUGCCGCUCUACGAUGGCCUUCGACAGCCUUCAAGUACAUCGGUAUCGAUAACGACCACGACGUCGAAGCCGACUACCAAGGCGAGCGACAAGGCGGUCUCGAACCUUUCAUCAGGGAUUCCUACGCUUGCAAAGGCGUUCUCCUCGCCAAGAGGAGGAAGAGGAAUCCGUAUCGACGGUUUCACCCGUACCAUUCUUCAGGUGCGUAAAGGGACGGAGAUUAUCAGUGAAGCACGCUCUGACUUUAUCGUCGCCGUCACCUUGCUGGCACAGUCCCUGAACUGGCACCUCUCUUCGAAUACUGUCCAAGAGGGAAUGCUUUAUAUUCCGGACGCUUACCCUGGGACUAA
Microbotryum saponariae is the source of this 1473-nucleotide messenger RNA. Lineage: Eukaryota; Fungi; Basidiomycota; Microbotryomycetes; Microbotryales; Microbotryaceae. The record is from the annotation of a GenBank genome assembly.